Molecule: messenger RNA, 4914 nt
Organism: Hyaena hyaena (striped hyena)
Lineage: Eukaryota; Metazoa; Chordata; Mammalia; Carnivora; Hyaenidae
Gene: PHACTR1
Product: phosphatase and actin regulator 1
Exons: 15
Coding region: 187-2130 (647 amino acids)
Biological process (GO): cell motility; stress fiber assembly
Molecular function (GO): actin binding
Source: RefSeq, a predicted model, not a curated record
CUCCCUGGACCAACUGAGGAUCGAUUCAGAACGGCUGACACUUAAUGAUGCCAUUCGUCAGACAGACCUUUUGAAGAUGGAUAGCAUAUGAAUUUAACGGCAUAUUUUCCAGUUAUUACACAACAAGGAAAGACUGGCAUACAAGUGACUAUUUGGUCUUGAAACUCUGCGCUUGGAACAUCAAGGAUGGAUUAUCCCAAAAUGGAUUAUUUUCUGGAUGUCGAGUCUGCUCAUAGACUCCUGGAUGUCGAGUCUGCUCACAGAUUCUUCUACAGUCAAGGAGCUCAAGCUCGCCGGGCGACCCUGCUCCUGCCUCCCACAUUAAUGGCGGCAUCUUCGGAGGAUGAUAUAGACCGGCGGCCCAUCAGAAGAGUGCGCUCCAAGAGCGACACGCCGUACCUCGCUGAAGCCAGGAUCUCCUUCAACCUCGGGGCAGCUGAGGAAGUGGAGAGACUGGCGGCCAUGCGUUCGGACUCCCUCGUCCCAGGUACGCACACCCCACCCAUCCGGAGGAGAAGUAAGUUUGCCAACCUGGGGAGGAUUUUCAAGCCUUGGAAGUGGAGGAAGAAGAAAAGCGAAAAGUUCAAACACACAUCUGCAGCUCUGGAAAGGAAAAUAUCAAUGAGGCAAAGCAGAGAGGAGCUGAUAAAACGAGGGGUUCUGAAGGAAAUCUAUGACAAAGACGGGGAGCUCUCCAUAUCGAAUGAGGAUGAUUCCCUGGAAAACGGGCAGUCCCUGAGCUCCAGCCAGCUGUCUCUGCCUGCCCUGUCCGAAAUGGAGCCGGUCCCGAUGCCCAGGGACCCCUGCUCGUACGAGGUGCUCCAACCUUCAGACAUCAUGGAUGGGACAGUGUCUGAAGAGAGUCCCUCUGCCAGUGAGUCUGGAGCCCUCCUGUCCCAAGAUCCUUCAGCCAAACCAGUGCUGCUACUGCCCCCCAAAAAACCUGCUGCUUUCUCUGGAGACCAUGAGGAGACCCCAGUGAAGCAGCUGUCCCUUCUCAAGCAGCCCCCCGCCCUGCCUCCCAAACCCAGUGCCAGGAUUGCCAACCACGUCACAGAUCCUGGCGCCCCUGUGAAAUUGCCUUGUCUGCCAGUGAAACUGUCCCCUCCGCUACCUCCAAAGAAAGUCAUGAUCUGUAUGCCUGUAGGGGGGCCAGAACUCUCCCUGGCGUCCUACGCGGCCCAGAAGAGCGGCCAGCAGAGCGGGGCCCAGCACCACCACACGGUCCUGCCGUCCCAGAUCCAGCACCAGCUGCAGUACGGCAGCCUCGGCCAGCACCUGCCCUCCGCCACCGGCUCCCUCCCCAUGCACCCCUCCGGCUGCAGGAUGAUAGAGGAGCUGAACAAAACGCUGGCCAUGACCAUGCAGAGGCUGGAAAGCUCUGAGCAGCGGGUCCCCUGUUCCAGCUCUUACCACAGCUCUGGUUUGCACUCCGGCGAUGGCGUCCCGAAAGCAGGGCCCCUGGGCCUUCCAGAAAUGAGACAAGUGCCAACUGUCGUGAUUGAAUGUGAUGACAAUAAAGAAAAUGUGCCUCAUGAAUCAGACUACGAAGACUCUUCCUGCCUCUACACAAGAGAGGAGGAGGAGGAGGAGGAGGAAGACGACAGCUCCCUGUACACCACCUCCCUGGCCAUGAAGGUGUGCAGGAAGGACUCCUUAGCCAUCAAACUCAGCAAUAGGCCCUCCAAGCGGGAGCUGGAAGAAAAGAACAUCCUUCCCAGGCAGACGGAUGAAGAGAGGCUGGAGCUGAGGCAGCAGAUCGGCAGCAAGCUCACCAGGCGGCUGAGCCAGAGGCCGACUGCGGAGGAAUUGGAGCAGAGGAAUAUUCUGAAACCUCGGAAUGAACAGGAGGAACAGGAAGAGAAAAGAGAAAUCAAGAGGAGGUUAACUCGAAAGCUCAGCCAAAGACCCACAGUGGAAGAGCUUAGAGAGAGGAAGAUCCUCAUCCGCUUCAGUGACUACGUGGAGGUGGCUGACGCUCAGGACUAUGACCGCAGGGCAGACAAGCCGUGGACCCGCCUCACCGCUGCCGACAAAGCUGCCAUUCGAAAGGAGCUCAAUGAAUUUAAAAGCACUGAAAUGGAAGUUCAUGAAUUGAGUAGGCAUUUAACAAGGUUUCACCGACCUUAACAGUCAAAUUCCUCCUGAGUGCUAUGCUGUCUUCAAAACAUAAAUUUCUAAGAACCAUAAGUGCUGGUAUUUAUUCACUUCCCCAUUAUGAUGUAAAUCUUCUGAACUGCCUUUUUUUAAAAAGAAGAAAAAUAAAAGGAAACCCGAUCAGGAUUCUCUUUGCGCAAACGCAACAGUCACCGCUCGGGGUCAGCUACGCCACCACCGCGGGCCCGAGGGCACCAGUGGGCCGAAGACCUCCCGGCACUUGGAGGGGUCCUGGUCUUCUCCCCGCACGCCUGGCGGGCGCCGCGUUCGUUUAGGCACUGGCGAACCUCUUCCCCCGAAGUGUCAGUCACCUGCGUCCAGAGAAAGCGGAGGCGGUGGGUUCGGCCUGGAAUGGACUGUGCAGACGGCCUGGUUGGCUUUCUAGACUUGGCCAGACACACCGGCUCCUGGCCCGGCGACUGGCUCGGGGGCCUCUCGGGAGGAGGAUGCUGAGAUGCUCAGUCACCCCUGUCCUUUCUCUCCCUUCAGCCAUCAUCCAUACAGUGAACAGAAGGGAAGUUGCUUUUCUGGGGGAGUCUGUGGUUGGCUGACUGUUGGUCUCGAGAGAGUGUGGCUGCAGGCAUGUCCCCUCGCGCCGAGCCGCCGCCCAGGGCCUCUGGUGUGCAAGGGGGAAGUUGUCAUCCGCUCAGUUCCAAUCAGUUGGCCCAUCUGUGUCUCAGAAGCCAGGUGUCCGGGUAGCCUCAGCCGCUGCUGGGGGUGCCCGUGGUACUGGUGCGUCCGAGUGUAAGGACCCCGCAGAGGACAGAGAGGCUGGGGUAGGAAGCUGCUUGGCUGGUGUUCCUCAUUUCCUCCGUGCACCCCAGGGCCGCUGACCAUACGGGCUGGGAGUUAGCAGCCUCUGAGUGCAGGACCGAUGCAUGCACGCCAGACACCAUUUCACCGGUCUCUGAUGGGCUGGGACUCCAGAACCACCCGAUGGCCUUCUAGUCCCCUUUCUUUGCGCUCAAGAGUCGCCGGGGAGGGGCCUCGGGUUGGCGGACACCAGCACAGCGCGAACACCAGCCACGCCUGCCCGUGCUGUACCUUCCCGCUCCUGCCCGUCUGGAGAGAAUCCUUCCUCCCUCGUGGUGCUGGCAAAGCUGAUCGGAGGGGUUUCUCUGAGUGUCCCAUUUACUUGGGACCGCAGGAAGGCAGUGGCCUUCUGACAGGGGGGUCACCGAGGGUAAGGUGUACGGUGAGUGGGAGCACAGCCCCCAAACCCUAACGACUAUCUUCACGAGGCCCAUUGCAGCUGCUUCUGUUUUCCCGCCUGACAGACCCCGUAGGGCCCUCUGUCGUGGUCUCGCAGGUACCGUGAUUUCUCUCGGUUUAUGGCUUGCUCUCCGCCACACGUGCCCAGGAUUUACAAAGAUCCCGGGCUGGCCUUCCCUAAAAGGAGUCGACCAGUUGCCACCCCAAAAUGUAUGGGAAGUGGGUUACUCUUGGGAUGCACCCCCAUCGACGAGGCCAUUUAAUGCUCUGCAGGCAUUAACAGCCCCUCUGAGCAGGGUCGCAGGGUCUGGGGGGAGCGCGGGGCCAUUCUUCGGGCCGUGCCCACUAGCCGCUGCAAAGCUGUCGUGCGCCUGUCCCAUACCGAGGGGCCGUCACUAGAUCCUUUUAUCUUCGAAUGUGGAAUCUGAUAGCUAACUGCCGCGGGAAGGUAUCGUUCAGGGAAAACGUGGUCGGGAUUGGAGUGGCUGUACAGUCUUCCCGAAAGGCUUACUGACGUUUGAAUGUGCAAAUGGUGUGACGAAAGAUGUAGGGGUCUUUCGUCUAACUUCUCGACGGCGGGCACGUCCCAGGCCGAGGUGCCUGCCUUGCCCGGAUUUGAGUCUGAGCUUCCUGUAACUUGCCCCCAUCUUCAUGCGGCUCCCGGGGCCCUGACAUGACAGGCCUGCCCCAGGCCUGAGAGCGAGUCCCGAGGGAACGCAUUCCACCGCCCGGACCCCUCCCUCGAAGGCCAAUGGCUGCUUUGCUGGCUCUGGGGCCUCUGAUUGCCCGGGAACGGGACGCCCAGGUCAGUUUCCCUGCAGCCGGCUGCCCAGGUUUUCUGCCUGAAGUGUACCCUCUUCUUCCAGUCCACGUGGAGCUGGGGAGAAACUGAACACAAUUUCAGCCCCCACCCCUGCAGAGCACCCUCCGUGAGCCGUCAGUUGCAGGAAUUAGGGGUGCACCCUCCCUGCUACUGAGCUCUCAGCCGCCAUCAAGAUGGGCUGUUAAUUCAAGCCCAGCUCAGGGGCUCAGCAACCUCCGUGGACCACAGGAUGGGCCCUCUGCCGUUGCCUUCCUUCCUUGAAAUCCUGAGGUCUUUCUACAAAUCUAUCCAAAUUUCUUUUUUGCCGCAUUAAGACAACUGGAAGUUGUGUUACUUUCUAAGAUGACAAAUUGGCAGUUACAAAAAGAGAGGGAUGGGCUCGGUGGUUUAAAAUGCAUCCCUUUUCUGAAAAAGCUGCGAUUCUCAAAGGUCUUGUGCAAACAAAUUCCCAGUUGAGCCUUCUGUCCUUUGGGUUAGUGUGAGGAAGGACGUGAAGAUUCUCAAAAGGACUCCCUCUUGAAAGCAGUCAUCGCCGCCACCUCCCGCCACAGAAGGGACUCCUGUCGGCCCCUUUGCUCUCUCAGAAUUGCUGGUUGAUUCCUCUCCAAAGGCCCUCAAAGCCCUGUAAAACUUAAAACUUUAGCCUUUAUGUCCAAUUAGAGAAACCAAACAAUGUGAUGGUAGAUGUGAUUUUAAACAAAAACCCUCUGAGUUUAUUUUUC